AAGAGUAGAAUAGAUAGGGGCAGCCAGGGAAGUGUGGCGCCAUGGCAAGUGUGCAUACGAACUGCGUUGGUACUUAUGUUCGUCCAGCAGUUCCAGGUGAUUAUUUCAUUCUGGCAGUAACGAUAUGUCUCGUUUCUUCACUGCGGCUGCCGUGUAGCCACUUCAAGUCGACCGCCAUUCAAUGCUGCUGCUGCUGCUGCCUGUCCACUGUAAGGGGUAUUGGUGCUCUCUUUGCGACUACUGUUUUUUUCGUGCUUUCCAGGCUGAGCAAGAGAAAUCUCUUAUUGUUGGUGCCUCUGUUGGCGAUGCCGGCGACGCCUGUGUUUGCUGCUGGAGCCUCAGAUGAAUAUCAAGUAUACGAGGAACAAGACAAGUUCUCCCUCACUGUACCCAAAGACUGGAUAAAAGGCGAGGGGAAAGCCGGAUCCAGAAGAGUGGUGGCAUUCCAUCCAUCCAAGGCUACUUUCCCAAACGUGAACGUGAUCAUCACGAACCUGGGUGCCGACUUCACCGGGAUCGGCUCACUGGGAUCCGUGGACGCGUUCGCCGCGAGCGUGGUUGGCAGCAUGGAUAGAAGCUACAAGCGGCCGCCUGGAACAGCGGCUCGGCUGGUGAAUGCUGUGUCGAGAAACGGCAUGUAUUAUCUCGACUACACCGUCCAGACGCCCGGGGAAGCCCAGCGCCAUUUCUUCUCGGUGGCCGGUGUUGGCGAGACGCAGUUUUACAAGCAGCUCUACACGGCAACCGGCCAGUACUGGGAGGCUGAUGGAGACAGGGACAGGAAAGCAUUGCAAGAGGCGAUAGAGUCGUUCCGGAUUGUUCACAAGUGAUGGUGCUCAAACAGCACCAGUUUCCACGCAUCCAGAGUGACGUACGUUGUUUGGUGAGGAAGCUGUUAAAUCGUCCCGAGGUCCAUUUAUGAAGCACAGAAACCAUCGCCACCGCCAGGAAGGAUGUGCAAUCAACAGGCGCCGGCUGUGCUCUUCGGUUUGUUUCCACACUCGAUCAAUGGAUCCGUGAGUUCUAUUUAAACGGA
Molecule: messenger RNA, 1036 nt
Organism: Selaginella moellendorffii
Lineage: Eukaryota; Viridiplantae; Streptophyta; Lycopodiopsida; Selaginellales; Selaginellaceae
Product: psbP domain-containing protein 3, chloroplastic
Exons: 7
Coding region: 42-830 (262 amino acids)
Biological process (GO): photosynthesis
Cellular component (GO): extrinsic component of membrane; photosystem II oxygen evolving complex; photosystem II
Molecular function (GO): calcium ion binding
Source: RefSeq, a predicted model, not a curated record